AUCUUUUCGACACCGUCUUCCAAAAACUGUUGGCUUUAUUGAACAUAAUGCUUCCCUUGAUUUUACACGGGCAUCAAGACCCAAAGGCUCGAAGCCAAACUUGUCGAGAACACCUUAUCUUUUUAAUGCUGCGCAAAUUCGGAUCAAAAAGGAAAAGAAAAGGCGUUUCGACAAAAUUUCCGCGACAAAAUUGGAUGUCUCAAUUUGAGAUAUCAAAAGCCUAAUAUUCGAUUCUUUCUGUGUUGUAUCUAUCGACCAAUUUUUAACAAUUCGCCUUGACCGCACUGGUUUUUCUUUUUCUAGCGAGGAGUUUUUAUUUUUAUUUUUCUAAAAGAGGAGUUUGGGAAAGCGUGUCCUUGAUUUCGAGGCAUUCAGUACCGGCGCAAAGAAUAUAUAUCUGAGAGAAAGGGGCAUACAGGACAUUUCUUUUUUCUGGAGAAUGAGAGACGGGGAGUUAUUUGUCAACUUUUUUGAUGGACAUGAGAUGGAAACGACACUGACGAUUUUGAGAAAAACACAAACCCGAUAAUGGGAAAGCUCUACUCUUGAGCUGGAUUUCACAACACUCCUUCAAUACUGGAAACGACAAUAUGGCCGAUUUCCAGUCAAUUCUUUGUUCUUUCUUUUGUUUACGAUGGGCAAGGAAUUUGGGCAUAGAUGCCCAAGACACAAUGUUGAUUUGGUGUCUUGUUUGUGAG
Molecule: messenger RNA, 698 nt
Organism: Trichoderma atroviride IMI 206040
Lineage: Eukaryota; Fungi; Ascomycota; Sordariomycetes; Hypocreales; Hypocreaceae
Source: RefSeq, a predicted model, not a curated record